AUGGCAAUCUUCUCCUUUCUCUUCUACAAGACAUUUCUCCGAAGAACGUCCGAUGCACUCAAGGCUGUGGAAUCAAAGGCGAAACCCGCUAAGCUUCCGCUGGAGGUCGUGCCGAAGCCAGACCUAGAGACCGGUGAGCCAUCGAAAUCUACGCUGGAUGACAAUGGAGAUAAGUCUCGAGCUAUGCCAGUACAGGUAGCAGCGGAAAUUCUAGCACUGGAGGAUAAGAAAAACGAUGCGCUGGAGGCUGUGCCGGAGCCUGAGAAGGAGCCAUAG
This is a messenger RNA of Caenorhabditis remanei, 276 nucleotides long. RefSeq lists its product as uncharacterized. The transcript is spliced from 2 exons. Bases 1 to 276 code for a protein of 91 amino acids. NCBI's taxonomy places the organism in Eukaryota, Metazoa, Nematoda, Chromadorea, Rhabditida, Rhabditidae. The record is from RefSeq and is a predicted model, not a curated record.